Molecule: messenger RNA, 1258 nt
Organism: Planococcus citri (citrus mealybug)
Lineage: Eukaryota; Metazoa; Arthropoda; Insecta; Hemiptera; Pseudococcidae
Exons: 7
Coding region: 73-966 (297 amino acids)
Source: RefSeq, a predicted model, not a curated record
UUUUCGCAACAACAAAAUAAUAAAAACAAAACUUUGUGGUUUUGGAACUAGUCGUCCAAAGUACAUAGCAAAAUGCGCAUUUCAAGUAAUUUUUUAUUUUGUAUUUUAAUACUUGGUUCUGCAAAAUAUUCGUUUGCUGAAUCAGAUCCCCAUUCAUCAGUCUUAGAACCAGUCACAACAUCAGUAGAAUCAAUUCUUGAUCUUUUCAACAAUAACACACCAUCUGAGGGAGAAAAAACACCUGAAACUGAAAAAUCUGAUACAUCUGAGCCAAAGACGCCACCAUGCCAACAAUGUGAUGAUGAAGCUGCGUCAUUUCACACAGCCCAAAGCGAAACUUGGACAUUGAGCCUGACAGGUGCAUCAGUUCGAGUAACUCCAGGCUCAGAAACAGACGGAACUGUAACUGGAGGAGAUGCUUUUGGUGAAAAUCUUUACAAGUUUUUAUACAUACGAUACACCUGGAGACAUUGCGCAAACAAGAUUGUAUUCGAAGUGGUUGUCUGCUUUUACAAUACUGAAUUUGAGUCAAGUAAACAAGCUGUUUCGUAUCCUCAUGGAAUAGCUCAAGUUCAUAUUCCUAUCGAAGCGAACGGAAAGAAAAACAAUUCUAAUUUUAAUGAAAUGAAUAAUAAAAUGAAAGAGAUCAAGAAACCAGGAGAUAGUACGCAGAUUCAUAGCAUCGAUACAUACUCUUGGUUUGAUAACUUCCCUGUGGACGCAGUUUAUGAAUAUUUUGAUAGCACUUACUAUGAUGAAGAUUCCGGACAAAACUACAAUUGUUCUAUAAGUGUUUACUUACCAUCAGAACCAGAGGAAAAUUACAUCUCAAUCCUACAGUUCUAUGAUGCUUUUGGAUCAUUGAAAGAUAAGUCGGGAGACGAUCUGAAGAGUAAUAUGCCACCCAAAGAUACGCCAUUGUCGAGUCCGAAAAAAGGAACAGGAAUCAAUGUUAUUCCCACGUAAAGUAGGUACCCACGAUUCUCAGUCAAGCCAACAAAAUUAUUUAAUUUAAAUAAUUCAUGAAAGAAAAAAGAACACCAGAGUAGAAAAAUAGCCGUCACUUCGAUCAAUCAUAUAAUUUCUGUGGCAUUAUUAAAAGUUAACCGAUUUCGGUUCAAUUCUGCGAGUGAUAUCAUUUAAACGAAUCACAAUUGGUUCAUCCAAUAAAUCACACCCCGUAUAAAGAUACUCACCAUCCUGUAUAGAAAAAACUUGCGAAAUGUAUUUUGAAUUAUUAAAAAGUAUCCAUCAUCAA